GAUGGCGGAGGAUGUGAAAGAUGAGUCGGUGGCCACUGACUCAGAGCUCCUGGCUGCGGACGGGAGCCAGAACACUGCGGUGGAGGAGGAGGGUGGCUGCACUCUGCUGCGGAGGAUGGAGAUCUGUGUGGCUGAGGCUGAGAAGAGGAGUGGGAAGAAUGCAGUGAACAUGCAGGAGACGUUCACUGUGUACCUCAUCGAGACACGGCCGAUGGAUGCAGUGGCAGAGGGUCGUAACCCCGCUCCCGACUCUCUGUGGAGGCGAUACAGCGAGUUUGAACUGCUGCGGAGCUACCUAAUAGUUACCUAUCCAUACAUUGUGGUGCCCCCCCUGCCUGAGAAGAGGGCAGAGUUCGUGUGGCACAAGCUGUCAGCGGACAAUAUGGACCCAGACUUUGUGGAGCGCCGCAGGGUGGGGCUGGAGAACUUUCUGAUUCGUGUGGCAUCUCAUCUAGUACUCUCCAAUGACAAGAUCCUCUACCACUUCCUCACUGAGGAACAUGGCUGGAGAGAGGUGGUGUAUGAGACAGGUUUUCAGGCUAAGGCAGAUUCCAGGCUGAGAGCUCUCAGUGCCACCUUCCGGGUGAGAAAUACAGAUAAGCGCUUCAUGGACAUGAAACACUACAGUGAUGAGCUGCAGUCUCACACAUCUCAGCUGCUCCGAGCAAGAGCAAGAGUUGCUGAUCGACUCUAUGGUGUUUUCAAGGUGCAUGGGAACUAUGGCAGAGUCUUCAGUGAGUGGAGCGCCAUAGAAAAAGAGAUGGGGGAUGGACUGCAGAGUGCAGGUCAUCAUAUGGAUGCUUACGCUGCCUCGAUAGAUGACAUCUUAGAGGAAGAGGAACAUUAUGCAGACCAACUGAAAGAAUAUCUCUUCUAUGCUGAGGCUCUGAGGGCAGUGUGCAGGAAACACGAGCUGACCCAGUUUGAGCUGGAGAUGGCCUCCCAGGACCUCAUCUCCAAGAAGCAUCAGCGUGAGGAGCUGGCCACAGGGAUAGUGCGGACGUUCUCCUUCAAAGGAAUGACCAACAAGCUGUUUGGACAAGAAGCACCUGAGCAGAGGGAGGCCAGACUGAAGCUGCUGGAGGAGCUGAUAACAGAGGGUGAAGAUGCCGUCAAAGAGAAGACAGCUGAGUGCGAGGAGCAUGUUGAAAGAGCCUGGGUGGACAUGGAGCGCUUUGAGGAGCAGAAAGACAAAGACCUGCGGGAGGCGCUCAUUAACUAUGCUGUCAUGCAAAUCAGCAUGUGCAAGAAGGGAAUUCAGGUGUGGAGCAAUGCCAAAGAAUGUUUCCUCAAAAUGUGAAGAUGAAGCCAUGUUCAGUGCUGCUCACCCGUGGAUGCCGAAAAAUGACCUCAGUGUCGUCGUGUUGAGGUUUGAAAAUGAUCACAUUAAUGUAACAAAAUGUUUAGAAUAUAAUGUCAUUUCAAGUUCUACUAAAAAGCAUUUAUAUGCAGCUCAUUUGCAACAGUGAUUCACUGUAGUGGAAAAGCUUCGGGAGGUGGUGGAUCACCAAGGACCAUUUGUCUAACUUCAAAUAGGCACUUCACCAGUUUUACAUGUUUAAGUCAGUAUAUUAACUCUGUUUAGAUCCAGGGUUUUCACAUGCUCACACCUCUGUGACCUGCUGUGUUUGGUGCGUUUGCGCAUUUAGUGAAGUUUGUUGGGCUGGUGUGAAACCUGCUCAUCAAACUCUGGUACAGACCAAACAACCAGACCCAGGAGGGUCCUGGUCCAGUUCUGUUAUGGUGUGAAAGCAAAGCAGACCAACCACAGGUUGUUGUGACAGUAAAUGUGUGAUUUUAGCAUGAAUUCAAAAGACAGAGGACUAUUAAAUGCAUUUGACCAGAACUAAAUGACAACAGGUUGCUGAAGAUAUCAAACUAGAAUAUCCUUGUGAAACUGGCUUCAGAGAGAGUGAAACGUAGGCGCCACAGUCACUAUCCCACCAUAACAUUACACCACAUAAAAAUUACUCCUUUUAUCUUUUUGCUCCCUGUUUUUCAUCAUUCAUGAAAUAAGCUCAAGUUGUAGUCUGGAUUGUUACUACUCAUGAAUCAUUUAUAUCCAAGAGAUGCUGUGUGUUUCACUAGAUAACAUAAAUGAACACAUCAGUAUCUAUGGAGCUCAUUCACUGCCUAAACCUAACAAACAAAAUUCAUUAAUAAACAAACACAAAACACCAUUAACAAACUAGUGUGUUUUG
Molecule: messenger RNA, 2201 nt
Organism: Seriola dumerili (greater amberjack)
Lineage: Eukaryota; Metazoa; Chordata; Actinopteri; Carangiformes; Carangidae
Product: sorting nexin-4-like
Exons: 14
Coding region: 2-1300 (432 amino acids)
Biological process (GO): protein transport
Molecular function (GO): phosphatidylinositol binding
Source: RefSeq, a predicted model, not a curated record